AUGCUUUCCGGAGAUCAGAUUCGCAUCAUGGAACUGCUUCCAAGUGGAGACGAAGGUCCAGCCGCUCCGCUUAGAUGCCACGUCCACAUUGUAUCACUCUCCAGCAAUCCUGACUACGAGGCCGUGUCCUACGUUUGGGGUAUACCGGAUGGGAAAACGAGUAUCGAAGUAUCGGGGUGUAGUUUUGGGAUCUCCUCCAACCUGGAUGCACUGCUACGAAGGCUUCGGUACACCAAUCGAAAGAGACAAAUAUGGGCGGAUCAGAUCUGCAUUGAUCAGAGCAACCUGAGCGAGAAGACAACCCAGGUGAAGAUGAUGGGCGAUAUCUAUUCCAAGUGUCGCCAGUGCUUGAUUUGGAUGGGUGAGAUCCCGGAAUCGGUCCCUCAAUCUGGGGUGGAGGACGCGAUUCACCUGCUAGAGUUCAUGGCGACACCAGACGACGUCAACGUGCCCGAGUUUCUCAGCACGAGGGACAAGUUCAUAAAGGUCUUCAAAGUCUUGUACUUGAUCCAUCCCCACGGAAAUACCUGGUGGUCACGCAUCUGGACAGUACAAGAAGUUAUUCUGCCAGAAAGAAAGACCAUUCUUUGGGGGCCGAAGGUGCUGUCAUGGGAGCUCCUCAGUCAAGCCAUGCAUACUUGGACAACACAAUACAUGCCUUCUUUGAUGGGGAUUCUUCUCGACGAAGAUUUUCAGGAAAUGAAUGCUCUAUCAGCCAACAUUGUAUGGAUCAAUUACGGACGCAACUCUGAUCUCCCUUCGAUCCUAGUCACCAAAUGGCGUAAUCGCAAAGCAACGGACAUGCGCGACAAAGUCUUUGGGCUUCUUGGGUUGGUUCCUGACAAUGUAGACUUGGAGUACACCGGCCUGCGUACGUGCGAAUCAUCUGUCGCAGAGGUUUUCAGUUCUUUGACACUGGAUGCUAUCCUGUCGACGGACAGUCUCCAGCCACUUGUGCUGAAUCCCAGACUGGAGGACGACAUUGCAACCGAGGGCAUUUCUAGAUGGGCCAUGGACUUGAAGAGGUUCCCGAAACGCGACGCGGAUACUUUCUACAGGGACUGGGCUCAUGAUCACUACAACGCGUGCAACGGAAGGGCUCUGGAUCGGUCAUUCUUGCGAAACACAGUCGAAGCUCACGCUGGUUCGACACGUGUCCUCGGCGUCUCCGGUGUCAUGGUUGAUACGGUCCAAAUCAUCAGCCCGCAACGAAGCACAGCACCGGAGUCUGAUGCCCGAAUAUCCGAGAACUUGCGGGCUUGGUACAAGCUCGCGGCAUCUAGUCAACCAGGAGGGGUUUCUGCCGCUACCCGGCCCGAGUUUGAUGAACAGUUUUGCCGGCUUGUUGUUGCCGACAUACUAGAACCGCGCGACGAAGAUGAUCCAGAGUCACAAAGUCGAAUGCCGAAUGCAGAAGACUUGGAAAACGCUUGGCGAUUUGUUAAAGAGGGAAUACAGAGCCCUGGUGAGCUCUGGAUCAAGGAGUCACACAUGCCCAGUCAGUUGUGCAACCAGGUAUUCUUUAUUACGGCGUCUGGCAUGAUGGGGAUGGGUCCUUGGGACACGCUGCCAGGAGAUGAGGUUUGGGUAUUCGAUGGGGGCAACUACCCGUUUACAAUAAGGCCCCGCCAUGAAAGGGAUAGCAAAGCUGAGUUCGACUUUGUUGGGUGUUGUUAUAUCCAAGGUAUCAUGUUUGGGGAGUGGUUCCAGAAACAGGAAGAGUUGUCGACUCAGAGAAUCUACAUUUACUAG
Messenger RNA from Colletotrichum higginsianum IMI 349063, 1752 nucleotides. Its product is annotated as Heterokaryon incompatibility protein. Bases 1 to 1752 code for a protein of 583 amino acids. The transcript has a single exon. The record is from RefSeq and is a predicted model, not a curated record. Lineage: Eukaryota; Fungi; Ascomycota; Sordariomycetes; Glomerellales; Glomerellaceae.